AUGACUUUGGACGCACCUCCUGAAGACGACCAUCCCAAACGCCGUGCGUCUGAUCAUCCAGACUCACCGGUGUUAUCGAAGAAGCGAGAAGUGAUCGGCGAAAUCGCCAAUCUCAACAUUCAGAGCCCAACGACAAAGGAAGAAACGACCGAGGAAAUCAAACAGCCAUCUCCUUGUUCCAUCUACAGAUAUCUUCGUGACAUGGAGAUGGAUGAGAAUAAGAGGCCAUUAGGUAAUUACAUUGGGACAGUUCAGAAAAGGAUGACAAAUGAUAUGCGUGAAAUUCUGAUUGAUUGGUUAGUGGAGGUUACUGAGGAUUUCAAGCUUAUUUCCGAUACUCUUUAUAUCGGCGUUUCUUACAUCGAUCGUUUCCUCUCUGUUCGUCCUCUCCACAAAAACUACCUCCAGCUUCUCGGAAUUACUGCCAUCCUCAUUGCCUCGAAGCAAGCUGACAUUUCUUCUCCACCGGGGGAACGCUUGUGCUUUAUGACGGAUAAUACUUACACCAUCUCAGAGGUUAUACAGAUGGAGAAGGACGUCCUUCAAUUUUUGAACUCUGAUUUAUGCUAUCCCACCUCUAGAAAUUUUCUCAGAAUUUUCAUCGGAAUUUUUCACAGUCAUACUAGUGCUCUGCGUUGUACCAAGCCAUUCGAUUACUUGGUCGCUAAGAAAUAUGACCAGCAAUUGGAAUUCCUGGCUUGCUAUCUUCUGGAGUUAUGCCUAUUAUCAUCCAAAUGCAUCAAGUUUUUACCUUCCAUAGCUGCUGCUUCUGCCAUAUUUCUGUCCAGGUUUAUACUUGAACCAAAGGAUCACCCUUGGACUCAAGAGUUAGAAUGCCGAUCAGGAUAUAAGGCAAGUGACCUGCAGGAAUGUGUCCUUGCAAUACAUGAUGUGCACUCCAGUAUCUCAGAGUGGCAUGUACAAGCAGUACGGGAAAAGUACAUGAAAUCCAAGUUUCUGAGUAUGGCAUCUUUGACUGCUGGGGAAAUUCCUGCAAAUUAUUUUGAUCCUAUUGAUCAAUAA
Molecule: messenger RNA, 1023 nt
Organism: Vicia faba (fava bean)
Lineage: Eukaryota; Viridiplantae; Streptophyta; Magnoliopsida; Fabales; Fabaceae
Source: the annotation of a GenBank genome assembly